CCCCAAUCAGUGUAUGGGAACCAAUCAGUGUCUCCUUUGGGUUUCCUUCACUCCAGAGCAACCGCACAAACAGCAGCAGCAUCAUCUCGUUCUCUGUUGAUUUGGACUGCCGCGCGCUCUGAGACAAUGGGUGAAGCGGAGCUCCUUUCCACACCUCACAACAUCCAAAUCAGUGAGGUGACCUGUGACUCGUUCCGUGUUGCCUGGGAGAUGACCCCUGAAGACACGGCCCGUGUAACACAUUACUUCAUAGAUUUGAGCCGGAAAGAAGGAGGAGAGCAGAACCGCUUCAAACAUAGAGAUGUGCCUACCAAGCUGGUGGCCAAGGCAGUACCCCUACCCAUGGCAGUAAGAGGCCACUGGUUCCUGAGCCCUCGGACCGAGUACUGUGUGGCAGUGCAGACGGCCAUCCGACAGCCGGAUGGAGAUUACCAGGUGUCAGAGUGGAGUCAAGUGGUGGAGUUCUGCACUGGAGACUACGCAAUGGACCAUCUCCAGCAGCUUCUAGAUAAAGCUCAGGGAGUUGCUGGGAGGAUGCUUCGGUUCUCAGUGUUCUACCGGAACCAGCAUCCUGAAUAUUUCCAAUAUGUGAGGACACAAUGUGGAGGUGCGAUGCUCCCGUCUCUAAAAGACAACAGUGGCAGCCACGGCUCCCCCAUUAACGGCAAGCUGUGCGGAGUCUUCCUCAGCUGCAAUACUGAAUUUGACACAGGUCUUCCUCCCAAAGAUUCCCCCUACGGACCCCUGCGCUUCCACAUCUCCGCCGGCCACCUCUUGAACCCCAACGCCCACCUCUACUUUGCCGACUUCUACUGCAUGUACACCGCUUAUCAUUACGUAGUGCUGGUGGUGGCCCCUGUUGGAUCAGAGGGGGAUCGCUUCUGCAGCGGCCGGCUGCCAUUGCUGGACCUCACGGCCAAUCCUUUCCUGAUUUACGUCCCGGGGCCAGAGCCAACGUUCUGUCACGCAAGCGAUGUUAUACUGGAGGUUUUAUACACGGAGCCAUUGGCCCUGGACCAGGGCACGCUGGUGCAGAUCAGCGGCCAUCACCAGCUCAUGAGUCUAUCCACAGCCAAUGCCAAGAAAGACCCCAGCUGCAAAGUGUGCAACAUCAGCGUGGGGCGCUGAGCUGAGGAUGCUGGACUCAGUAUGCUUUGGGAAGAACUGAGAUGCAUCUGGAACCUUGUCAGACUACAGAAGUGUCAGCCUCUAUACUCAUGACAAUUCACAUUCACAGUCUUGGACGAGAAAGUCAACACCUUGAACAGUGUUAUAUGAUGCAAAGAUGAAAAAAAGUGACAAGCAAGUCUCUCAGGUGGAAGACAAAACUAGAGCACUGAGGCAUUCUCUACACAAACUAAGAAAUGUGAGUUAAAUUAGGUCUACGUUGUUUUGGAUCUCUAGCAUG
Messenger RNA from Colossoma macropomum (tambaqui), 1408 nucleotides. RefSeq names its product phytanoyl-CoA hydroxylase-interacting protein (gene phyhip). Bases 127 to 1128 code for a protein of 333 amino acids. Gene Ontology annotation, cellular component: cytoplasm. The transcript is spliced from 5 exons. The record is from RefSeq and is a predicted model, not a curated record. Gene Ontology annotation, molecular function: protein binding. Lineage: Eukaryota; Metazoa; Chordata; Actinopteri; Characiformes; Serrasalmidae.